AUGGUCGCCAUGAUAUGCACACUAAAACGAACGGACUACCUCGUGCUCCCCCUGCUAGCCACCGGCUUCGCAACCUACCAAAUCGACCGGACCAACAUCGCCAGCGCGUUGACGGGAGGCUUCGCCUCGGCCAUCUCCGUGGACCAGAAUACCAUCAACCUGGGCAACCAGCUUUUGUUCCUGGGCGUCGUCCUGUUAGAGAUUCCUUCCAACAUGGCUCUACAACGGGUCGGCCCCCGUCGCUGGAUCGGUGCCCAAGUCUUCAUCUUUGGCGUCUUGGCCGCCCUACAGAUCUUCAUCCGUAAUCGGACAGGGUUCCUCAUCACGCGGGCCGUGCUCGGCCUCGCGGAGGCCGGGUACAUCCCGGCCGCGAUGUACACACUCUCCACCUGGUACACGAAGGAACAACUGACGAAGCGCAUUGCAAUCUUCUUCUUCGGGAUGUUCGGGGGCGCAGCGAUUGCGCCGCUUCUGGGGGCAGCGCUGCUGAAGCUCGAUGGACGGGGCGGGUUAGCGGGGUGGAAGUGGAUAUUCUUGGUCGAAGGACUGUGGUCCAUCAUCAUGGCCCUCCUCCUCUUCACGGGCCUCCCGGACCGCCCACCCUACUCCCCCCAAUCCAACUCACCCACACCCACACCCACAACCAGCAGCAGCAACAGCGACAGCGACAGCAGCAGUAGUCUCGACAAGCCCACCACCGACAAACCCCCAGCCAAAUCCCCAAGCUCGCCCGCAAACGACCGCAUCCCCUGGUCCCUCGUCUACAAGACCAUCACCAACACCGCCAAAUGGCCGCACUUCCUCGCCACCGGCUGUGUCUUCGCCACCUGGAGCCCGCUAACUACCUACACGCCCAGCAUCAUCAUGUCCCUCGGUUUCAACCGCAUCCUCGCCAACGCCCUGGCCGCCAUCGGCAACCUCAUCACUCUCCCGGUCAUCUUCUUCUUCGCCUGGCUGAGUGACCGAUCCCGGCGGCGGGGAAGUACCGUCCUCCUCGCGAUCGGCAGCUACCUCGUCGCGCUGGUGGUGCUGCGCACCGUGCAGCCGCACGUGGGGAGAUGGGGGCAUGUCGGGCUGUGGACGAUGGUCAAUGGGCUGGCGGUCGGGUACCACCCGGUGCAUAAUGCGUGGAUUCAGGUGAAUUGUGAGUCGGCGGGGGAGAGGAGUAUUAUUGUCAUGUCCGCGACGGCGGGGUUGAUGGCCGGGAGCCAGAUCUUCCGGGGAGAUGAGGCGGGUGACUUUUAUCCGCAGGGGCUGGUGAUUAUGAUUGCGUUGGUGGCGGUAGGGUUUGUGUUGGUGGUCGUGCAGAUGGGGAUCUAUCGGUGGACUGAAAGACAAAAGGGUAUGUCAGUGGAGGAAGAGUGCUGGGAAUGGCCCAAUCGCAUAGAUCAGUGA
Aspergillus japonicus CBS 114.51 is the source of this 1395-nucleotide messenger RNA. RefSeq names its product MFS general substrate transporter. Gene Ontology annotation, biological process: transmembrane transport. The transcript is spliced from 6 exons. Gene Ontology annotation, cellular component: membrane. NCBI's taxonomy places the organism in Eukaryota, Fungi, Ascomycota, Eurotiomycetes, Eurotiales, Aspergillaceae. The record is from RefSeq and is a predicted model, not a curated record. The coding region runs from base 1 to 1395 and encodes 464 amino acids. Gene Ontology annotation, molecular function: transmembrane transporter activity.